GCCUCUCUGACUCCGCGCAGGCGCAGUAGCAGCAUGAAGAUGGCGUCAGUCAGCUUGUUGACAGUUUUACUUCUGAACGUUUUCUACAGUUUCAGCUCUUCUUUACACUUUCACCUCCGAGACACCGAGAGGACAUGCUUCAUAGAGGAGAUCCCGGACGACACGGUGCUCACAGGUCACUACUGGACUCAGCUGUAUGAUGAACAGAAAGACGAGUACCUGCCGGCCCCUCAGGACAUCAGGAUAGAUGUUAGAGCCAUAGAUCCUGAUUACAAGGUAAUUCUGUCUCGGUCUAACGGCUCAGAGGGAUUCUUCAAAUUCACAUCACGGAGUCCAGGAGAACACCAAAUCUGCCUGCAGUCCAACUCCCCACAGCGUCCCCUGCCUGCUGGAGGCAAGCUGGCUGUUCACCUGGACAUCAGAGUGGGCGAACGCACAAACAACUACAAUGAGAUCGCUGCUAAAGAAAAACUGACGGAGCUGCAGCUGAGAGUCCGACAGCUGAUGGAGCAGGUCGAACAGAUCCUGCAAGGACAGAACUACCACAGGUUGAGGGAGAUAGAUUUCCGUGAGGUCGACCACAACACCAACAUGUGGAUCUUCUGGUGGCCCGUCGUCCGCUCGCUCUACGUGGUGCUCUUCAUCAUCUGGCACACCAAGUCCUGGUGAAGUCUUCUUCAGUACACUUUGGACCUACAAGGGACAAAUCAAAAGGGACAAAGCAUGAACUUGAAUAUUUCUAGACAUUGAAGCAUAAUCAAAGAUAUUUUUAUUGUACUGAGAACCCCCACAUCACAUCACAUCACAUGACCAGGACCAGGACCAGGACCAGGUCCAGGACCAAGACCCUGCAGGAUUUGGUCACCU
Messenger RNA from Sebastes umbrosus (honeycomb rockfish), 867 nucleotides. Its product is annotated as transmembrane emp24 domain-containing protein 9-like. Lineage: Eukaryota; Metazoa; Chordata; Actinopteri; Perciformes; Sebastidae. The transcript has 6 exons. Bases 34 to 669 code for a protein of 211 amino acids. The record is from RefSeq and is a predicted model, not a curated record. Gene Ontology annotation, biological process: Golgi organization; endoplasmic reticulum to Golgi vesicle-mediated transport; intracellular protein transport. Gene Ontology annotation, cellular component: endoplasmic reticulum-Golgi intermediate compartment; COPII-coated ER to Golgi transport vesicle; endoplasmic reticulum.